Cylicocyclus nassatus is the source of this 505-nucleotide messenger RNA. NCBI's taxonomy places the organism in Eukaryota, Metazoa, Nematoda, Chromadorea, Rhabditida, Strongylidae. The record is from the annotation of a GenBank genome assembly.
AUGCAACGGCGAGGCAGGGCAAGGAGUUUCCAACCACUCCUAGUCGUUUUCGUAGAGGUACAAUCCGUCCGAACACAGUGUGAAGGGAGACCCGUCACGCAUUCGAUUAUCGAAGCGUCUAUUAGAAAACUAGCGAUUUACCAAGGAACAGAACACCACAAGAGCAUCAGACACGCGUCGGCCGGCGGCCGCGCGUCGCCAGCCAGCCGCCAGCCGGCACAUGGUGAAAGCGAGCAACAAAUUGACAAUGGAGCACCAUAUAGAUCGCCGCCAGCCGGUAUUGAAGGAAAUUCACACGAAAUCGUUGCUAAAGCGCAUCAUUGCUCCAGUGGUAUCAGCUAUUCUAUUCAUUGCAUUCACUUCAAUAGCUUGUUGACAAUUUGAACAUCCACACUAAGUUUUAUUGGCAAUUAUAAUACACAUCAUCAAAAAAAACGCGUAUGAUGUGUAAUAGGCUAUAUCUCCCGUAAAUAGCAAAGAAAGUUGCACUUAUUUCUUGAGAAUG